Messenger RNA from Penicillium argentinense, 2823 nucleotides. RefSeq lists its product as uncharacterized. NCBI's taxonomy places the organism in Eukaryota, Fungi, Ascomycota, Eurotiomycetes, Eurotiales, Aspergillaceae. The record is from RefSeq and is a predicted model, not a curated record. The transcript has a single exon. Bases 1 to 2823 code for a protein of 940 amino acids.
AUGGAUACAUCCGAUGCGGCCGCGCUGGCAGCCCUGGUGGUUGCCAUACUGGCCAUAUUCGUGGCCAUUCUCCAGGCCGUGCAGCAGUACUUGCUGACUGGGGCGCUCAUCCGCUUAUGCGAUUCGGUGGUAUUUGGGAAAAUGCCAGGUCGAGGACGGCGCGUAUGGGAAAUGAGCCAGUUCCGAUUCCGUGUGGUGUAUUCGAUUCCGCAGGUCAGUUUGCACCGAGAUUUGUGGCCCGGGUCUUUGCCGCAUAUUCCUUCAUACGCGAAAGGGUCCCGUUCUUUGCCAGAUUUGGGACUGCUAGAGGCAAAGGACGAUAAUUCUUCUUCCGUACAGGAGGGACCCUGGAAGGCUGGAUCUCCCGCGAAUUCAGUGUCAUUCUCACCGGGGGAAGCAUCGUGGGUUUCUUUCUGUCGUGCGGUCCAGCUAUCGAGUGGACGAUCGAUGGUCCUCGACCUGGUUGCUGGAGAUGCAGAUCGCUGUCCGUCUGAUCUGCCAAACGUGCCGAUGCCGAUGUCUAUGCGAGACAUUGCGGUAAUGGGCUUGAUGACCGGGAUGAAAUGUACCCAGGCGUCUUUCGAGGCGAAAUCGCUCUCAAUGCAGGGCCUUGUCGGUACCAUCACUACUUCGCAGCAUCCGUUCCUGGGACCGCUCCUUCAUUUCAGCCCUCGCAACAUGUCAGUCAAUGAGAUCCAGGACCUACAGAUCGGCGGCGGUGCGGUGGACCCCUUCUGGAUGUCUCGCAUGUGGGAUGAGGUCAAUGUUGCUGGUCGUCGCUACACACAAGACCAAAGAAUGAAAAUCGAAAAGGACGAAGCCAGUUGGGCUCGAAGUCUUCGAGAACGUGCAGUUGUUCCGAUGAGCCGCAAUCGAUCGCCGCCUCCGAGCUCGCUUUCUGGUUUGCGUCGCCGUCGAAGUGCGGGCCCUGAGCUGACGAAGUCUUCAGAUACAGUGGUGUCCUCGCAAAGUCCUGAGAAACAAAAUGGUUCAGGGUUCGUAUCAUCCUGCAAAGACGACAGUUGCCGUACGCUUUGGACUCGAUCUGAUGGAGACUGGUCUGUGGACAAUCGCGCGACAGUCGUUGAUGAUACGCCAAAUAUGGUAGCCCAGACCAUUGAUACGUGUCAGAAGACCCCACCCUUGCGUAUCAAAGACAAGGUCAAACGACAUCGACGAGCCCUGUUGGCCCAAACGUGGAAUAUAGUGUUCUACAAAAGACAUCAUUCGUCAAAGAAAACACUUGAUGACCCCUUCAACGCCGAGCUAGAACUUGGCGGUACCAGAGUCACCCCGGGAGUCGUACCAAACCCCCAGCGGAACAUGCAAGACCAAAACUCUGGAAAUCGGAGAAACACCCAAGAUCAAGGUGCCAACCUCCCUCCGAGAUGGUGGAUCUCCAAUUAUAUCAAAGAGAAACGCCAGGUGAUAGAAGGUGAUAUUCUGGAGAACGAACGUCCAAAAGGUCCCCUCCUGAUAGGGUGGUACGAUGAAGAUGACCAAGGAAUUCCGGAAUUAAACGAAGCGGAGGAAAACAUCGCAAAGUCUGUUUUGGAGAUGUGGACUCGAUCUCGGUCCGACUUGGAGUCGCAAAGAGCAGCAUUCUACGCCUCAAGAUGGCGUAAUGUUAUUCAAAGGCGACAGAUGAAUCGUGAGGAUCGUUCUCGCUCACGUCGUGCGCCGGCGAGGAGCUCGCAAAGGGCCCGCACUAGGUCCGACUCUGGAAGACGAUAUCGGAGUCCUGACGAGAAAGUUCCCAAUCAAUCGCUUGCUGAAUCUCGUCGACAUUAUGAACUACGAGUACCAUAUUAUCCUCCUGUUUACGACGAUGAAGCAGGAACUCGAUCCCAAGCCGGUUAUUAUCAAACCAACAGCCCAAAUAUCUACGCCAGACCAUCAGCCCCGGAAUCCGGGUCCAGACCGCGAAUGCCCCGGGAUCGCGGCCAAUACUCUGAAUCCAAUGUCGAGGAUGAAACAGUUCACCGACAAUCUCGACCGCGGUCUCGGGUUCGUUCGCGCCCGAACGACAAGGUCUUCGAAUACGGCGAUGGUGGCAUUGCAGGCCGGAUACCAGAGGCCUGGCUAAAUCAAAAGUCCCCAGAAAAUUCUACAAGCAAAAGUCCAGUGUCACCAGCCUUGGAUAAUUCAAAUGAGCGCAAACCUACAAACCGAGUCGGCUUCGGACCGACAAUUGAUGUUAUCGAUGCGCCAUCAAGUGAUGAAGAUGCAAAUGAAGACAGCAAAAAAACCUUGCCCGCUGAGAAAGAAAGUCAAGAGUGGGAAUUUGUCACACCGGCUCAACAAUUCCGCCUUGAUUACCCGCAUCUCAGUAUUCCUCCUAGUGCUCUCUCGCCGAGGACGGAUCCGGGAAGAGAAGUUUCGCCCCCUCCACGGCAAAGUUAUUUCCCCGCGCAUAGGAGGCCUUCGUCUCCUUCAUCUUCAUCCAUUUCACCAAGAACGAGUUCGGGGAGAGCAAUUUCGCCCCCUCCGCGACAAAGCGGCAGCUCAGCAGAAAAGCCCAAAGGGAUUCUUAAACCGCCAAGAGCCACUUUUCCCGAGGAAGCCAACCCCAUACGAGAAGGAGUUGCCCCAUUGAGGGAUAGGAAACUACCUGACGAAAUUCCUGCCGGGGCUCGAUGGACCAAGAUUGACCGCAGACUCGUCGAUGUGGAAGCUUUGGAGGCGGGUAAUGAGCGCUUCGAGGAAAGGUCUGAUCAUGUUAUUGUUCUCAGGGUACUCAGCAAGGAGGAAAUUCAGCGAUAUGCGGUUAAGACGCAAGAAAUCAGGGGUGAGCUAUUCCGUUGUAUCCCGAUGAUCAUCUGA